AUGAGCAGCUUGAAGCUGGUGGCCAUACAUGUGGCAAUUCUGACCUUUCCAGCGACCAACGGUCGCAAGAAAGAUCGUUCGUUUCCCCCACUGACGUUUAUGACUGAUUUGUCUGAAGCUAAUAAUUACACAAAAGCAAUUGAAUGUGCAAAAUCCUACUUGCUAUUCUUCCCUAAUGAUGAGGUUAUGAAUCAGAAUUUGGCUUACUAUGCUGCUGUUCUUGGCGAGGAAGAAGCAAAGUUGAUAAAUGCAAAAGAGAAUAUUAAUAGUUAUAUUCAGCGCAGUCUGCUCGAGAAAGAACUGCUUUACUUUGCAUAUGACACCUUUGGAAUUCCUUUUGUCGACCCAGAUAGCUGGACUCCAGAAAAUGUUGUGCUGAAAAGACUCAGAGAAAAACAAAAGAUGGAGAAGGAGACAGCAGCAAGAAUUACUGAAGAGAUUGGAAACCUGAUGAAAGAAAUUGAAACAAGGACAAUACGAGAAGGGGAAAUGAUAAGGAUAAACAUUGCCCAGGCUGUAGAUGAACAAAGCAAAUGCCCCUGGAGCCCAAAAAUGGCAUCUGUUGUGCCUUGUAAUGUGACUGAGGCGCAAGGGGCACUGAGUGCGGUGAUUAUUACUGAAUCUCGGCCUGUGGCACUUUGUUCUGUGCAUCGAGUGGUGUUGCUGCUGCCCUCUCUGGGCAGAGCAGUUGGACUGUUAAUGCUGAUGCUAAAGGCAGCCGCUUCAGCUGGUGAUGGGUACCGUGGCACAACCUCCCCUCAUACUCCAAAUGAAAAGUUUCAUGGCGUUACUGUGUACAAAGCACUUAAGCUGGGGCAAGAGGGAAAGGUCCCUUUAAGCAGCGCACUCUUAUACUAUAAUGUUACCGAUAAAGUAAGAAGAGUGGUAGAGUCAUACUUUCGACUGGACAGCCCACUCUACUUCUCAUACUCCCACCUCGUCUGCCGAACUGCUGUUGAAGAGAAACAGGAGGGAAGAAAGGAUUUAAGUCAUCCUGUGCAUGUUGACAAUUACAUUCUAAAUGCAGAAGCAAAUAUGUGUAUAAAGGAACAUCCAGCUUAUACUUUCCGUGAUUACAGUGCCAUACUAUAUCUAAAUGGGGAUUUUGAAGGAGGAAAUUUUGUUUUUACAGAACUUGAUGCAAAGACAAUAACUGCUGAAGUGAGACCACAGUGCGGGCGAAUGGUGGGAUUCUCAUCUGGAGAAGAAAAUCCUCACAGAGUAAAUGCCGUCACUAAAGGCCAGCGGAUGGAGAAGGAGACAGCAGCAAGAAUUACUGAAGAGAUUGGAAACCUGAUGAAAGAAAUUGAAACAAGGACAAUACGAGAAGGGGAAAUGAUAAGGAUAAACAUUGCCCAGGCUGUAGAUGAACAAAGCAAAUGCCCCUGGAGCCCAAAAAUGGCAUCUGUUGUGCCUUGUAAUGUGACUGAGGCGCAAGGGGCACUGAGUGCGGUGAUUAUUACUGAAUCUCGGCCUGUGGCACUUUGUUCUGUGCAUCGAGUGGUGUUGCUGCUGCCCUCUCUGGGCAGAGCAGUUGGACUGUUAAUGCUGAUGCUAAAGGCAGCCGCUUCAGCUGGUGAUGGGUACCGUGGCACAACCUCCCCUCAUACUCCAAAUGAAAAGUUUCAUGGCGUUACUGUGUACAAAGCACUUAAGCUGGGGCAAGAGGGAAAGGUCCCUUUAAGCAGCGCACUCUUAUACUAUAAUGUUACCGAUAAAGUAAGAAGAGUGGUAGAGUCAUACUUUCGACUGGACAGCCCACUCUACUUCUCAUACUCCCACCUCGUCUGCCGAACUGCUGUUGAAGAGAAACAGGAGGGAAGAAAGGAUUUAAGUCAUCCUGUGCAUGUUGACAAUUGCAUUCUAAAUGCAGAAGCAAAUAUGUGUAUAAAGGAACAUCCAGCUUAUACUUUCCGUGAUUACAGCGCCAUACUAUAUCUAAAUGGGGAUUUUGAAGGAGGAAAUUUUAUUUUUACAGAACUUGAUGCAAAGACAAUAACUGCUGAAGUGAGACCACAGUGCGGGCGAAUGGUGGGAUUCUCAUCUGGAGAAGAAAAUCCUCACGGAGUAAAUGCCGUCACUAAAGGCCAGCGGUGCGCUGUUGCCUUAUGGUUCACUCUAGAUCCCCGUCAUAACGAGAGGGAAAGAGUUCAAGCUGAUGACUUGAUAAAAAUGCUCCUUAGUCCAGAGGCAGAUCUGUCCCAGGAGGAGGCACAACAAACAGCAGAACCACUUUCUCUAGGGGAAGCCAAUCUGAGACAGUCUGGCUCAGAAUCACCAUCAGAUACUACAGAUUCAGUUGCUGCAGAAAGCACAGACUCUUCUAUAGAACACGUGCGCGGACCACCUGUGGACUCCAAACCCAAGACAGAAUUAUAACAUUAAUGUGGGACUUUUGGUUGUGCCUCGGAGACUGCUCUGAACCAGGGAGAUAACAUUUCCAAAAAAAGUUUAAUGAAAAACCAAAGCAUGACGUUAAUGUUUUUCAUAUUGUUUUUAAUCAUUCCUGGAAGAAAAGCACAACAGCAGAGACGACUCAUGAGUCAUGAAUGUUGCAUGUACAAAUUUAUAAAGAGUUUUCAAUUCCAAGAGGCAGUUCGUGCUAGAACCUAACAGUGUGCAUUCUGGCUUGCAACUUGCAUCUUUUUCUUUUUUUACAGGAGGAAGUUUUUCUGUUUUAAACCAGGCCCUGCAGUCCCAUGCAAUAAGUGGAUACCAAGGGGAAAUAUCUAGUUUGCUUGUUGUUUCCACUUGUUUACAAGAAUGGGUGACAGUUAUGAUGGAAUACCUAAUUUUUUGCCUUGAUCCUUUCAUGGAAAAUAGAUACUGAACUUUUAAUAUCGAACAUUAGAAAAAAUGACCAAUUGGGCUCAAAAUAUUUUUAAAUGAAUUUUGAAGGCAGAAUUUCUUUGUGUCCUGAUGUUUUUGUUGCAGAGAUAUUCAGUCAACUGUAUUUUCAGUGAACAGUGUAAUAAUCUAGGACCCACACUGGUUGUGUAUUUAUUUGGAGCCGGUCUUGCAGAAUAGCCUGUGUUUGCAAAACAACCAAGUGUGAGUUUUUCAUGUUACACUGUUCCACAUGGUUUGUAUGUUUAUGUGGUUGCGGAAUGAUUGAGAGAAAUUGGUCAAUGUGCUAUUUUAUGACUUGAAACUGUGGCUCAUAUAAAUAAAAACUGGCAAUGUUUGGGA
Molecule: messenger RNA, 3189 nt
Organism: Xenopus tropicalis (tropical clawed frog)
Lineage: Eukaryota; Metazoa; Chordata; Amphibia; Anura; Pipidae
Product: prolyl 3-hydroxylase 1-like
Exons: 22
Coding region: 1-2379 (792 amino acids)
Biological process (GO): collagen metabolic process
Cellular component (GO): endoplasmic reticulum
Molecular function (GO): iron ion binding; procollagen-proline 3-dioxygenase activity; 2-oxoglutarate-dependent dioxygenase activity
Source: RefSeq, a predicted model, not a curated record